ACACAUGCCAACAUGAACUCAAGUCACGUUCAACACGACCCUGACCUUUAUCUUCGUCACCUUGACAACGAGUACACCCUGAAGGCAUGGCCUGUCGUCCUGUUUCUUUCCAUUCUGAUGUUGGUUGGCUUCACAGGAAACUCUUUAGUCUGCUACGUGUAUCUUUUGAAAUUUAAGCAAAGCGCACUCCGAUGUUACAUCCUGGCACUUGCAACGUUUGACCUUGUAAUAUGUGUAUUAUGCAUCCCUACCGAGAUAGCAGACGUAAGGUAUAACUACACAUUUGGACUGUCUAAACUGUGUAUGAUAUUGCGGUUUCUUGAAACAUUCUCAGCAUUUGCUUCAGCAACCAUACUGUUAGCUGUAGCAGUUGACAGGUAUAGAAUGAUAUGCCGCUUAUUUCACAAGCAGACGACACCAUCCAUGGCCAAAGUGAUAAUUGCUGUCUGCUCGAUUACAACCUUCAUAAUGUCAUUGCCAACUGUAGCUUUCUAUGGUUCAAGAACUGAGAUGACAGAUGACGUUCACAUCAAUGGUUCCGUUUGUACUAUAUCUGACGACUACACCGGGACGCCCUACCCUCUCAUCUACAAUGGAGUCCAGUUCUUCAUCUUCUUCUCCUCAACACUCAGUCUCUCUGUGCUCUACGGUCUCAUAUGGCGACGAGUUGUCAGGCAAGACAAGCGCAUGAAAGCAACCAAACAAUGUAACCUAAACAUUCAAGACGAACCUGGAACAACAUCAAAUAUGAUCCCUUGGACAUCAAACCUGUCCCCAAAAAGCGAAUGUAACAUAUCACCUUGCAAGAAAAAUGAUUCAGACAUUGUUGAAAAUGACCAAAACAUUGAAAGGAAGAUCGAAUACAAACCCAUACCAACAUCACUCGCAGAAGGUUUGAAGGGUGCUCAUGGCUCGUUACCGAAAGGUGAAUCAGACAUGUCAUCUUCCGAUAUGACAACAGUUGAAUCAUGUGAGGACGACAACACAUGCCUGCAUGAAGGCACACCAGCUCUCGGAUCACAGUCCAAUAGAAUCCUCCUCAAGUUCGGGAGAACAAAGUCACCCGGUACCUUCACACCGUCACAUGGUGACAAAACAUCUCAGAAGACAACGACCAUGAUGUUUCUCAUCACCCUAGUAUUUGUGCUGAGCUUUCUUCCCCAUUUGGGUCUGAUGGUAACUAGAGCGGUGAACAAGAACGUUUUUGAAGAUCUUCACGGAGUGGGAUUCAUCGUGUUCAAUGUGUUCCUGAGGUCGUACUUCAUUAACUCUGUCUCCAACCCAAUCCUCUACAGUUUUUGUAGUGUUCGAUUUCGACAGGAACUGACUCAGCUUUGUAGAAGCAUGUCACGAAACACCUGAAGCAAUCUACAAGUUAUAUCACGCCAAAAAGAAUCCGUAAUCUAACAAGCAGGUUUUCCUAGCCUUCAGUGCCGAUAUAAUCAUCUGACAGAUGUGUUUGGGUGGUUUUGUGUAAGAUGUUUGUGGGGUGUUUUUCAUUAUACACCCAUCAAGUAAUUAAAACAGACCUUAUUUUAAAAUAUUUAAAGCUGUUAGUUUUAAAGCGAUGUCUGACGCUAAUUGUGACCACAGGUAUCUUCAUGCGGGUGAUUCUUUGUGGGGACUGUAGUCGGAAAAGGAUCUGGUCGAGGUAGUCAUAUUUUGUCUUUAUUGCUGCUUUGAGGUCAGACUUUAAGGCAGACAUGUACAGGUAAUGGCUCUUGAGGGCUGAAUUAGUGUGUAAGGGCUAAAAUGUUACUGUAGACAUCAGGAAACUAUUCGGUUUUGUGUAAGAUAAAGCUAAUAGAUAUCUAGUUGCCUUCACUGAAAGCUUCUUUGGAGCCGAGCGCUUAAGAGAACUUACGUUUUAAGACUCUACCUCAUGAAUGAUAAGUUUUGGAUUUUCACUUUACUCGUAUUACCUUUAUUACUUUUAUUACCGUGACCACAUUGUUACCAGAAGGACAGCCGAUUUAUUGUGCAAUGUCAUCGUGCUAGCAAUCACUUGUCAGUGAUUUGGAAGUGCAAGGUCUUGAAUGUGGUGCUUCAUUUGUGUUUGCAUCUGUUGACAUACGAUUAUAUAAUUAUCCUUGCGGGCUUAAAGACCUAUUUGGGUUAUAAUGGUCUGUGCAUUUACGAAUCAUGAUGACAUUGUUCUAAACCAAUGUUCAUUCAUGUAUGCUAAUGUAUCACAUAUAAAAAAUGUUUAUGCUGAUAAAAUUAUCUAAAAGGCA
Messenger RNA from Haliotis rubra (blacklip abalone), 2234 nucleotides. RefSeq lists its product as uncharacterized. Gene Ontology annotation, biological process: neuropeptide signaling pathway. The record is from RefSeq and is a predicted model, not a curated record. Gene Ontology annotation, molecular function: G protein-coupled peptide receptor activity. The coding region runs from base 13 to 1362 and encodes 449 amino acids. NCBI's taxonomy places the organism in Eukaryota, Metazoa, Mollusca, Gastropoda, Lepetellida, Haliotidae. The transcript has a single exon. Gene Ontology annotation, cellular component: membrane.